Messenger RNA from Theileria orientalis strain Shintoku, 1017 nucleotides. Its product is annotated as casein kinase. NCBI's taxonomy places the organism in Eukaryota, Apicomplexa, Aconoidasida, Piroplasmida, Theileriidae. Gene Ontology annotation, cellular component: cytoplasm; nucleus. Gene Ontology annotation, molecular function: ATP binding; protein serine/threonine kinase activity. Gene Ontology annotation, biological process: signal transduction; peptidyl-serine phosphorylation; endocytosis. The transcript has a single exon. The coding region runs from base 1 to 1017 and encodes 338 amino acids. The record is from RefSeq and is a predicted model, not a curated record.
AUGCUCGGUAGGUCACUGGAAAUUAGAGUCGGUGGCAAGUAUCGACUCGGUCGCAAGAUCGGCAGCGGCUCCUUCGGUGACAUUUUCAUUGGAACUCACAUAACCACCGGCGAGGACGUCGCAAUAAAGUUAGAAUCUCAUAGAAGCCGCCACCCUCAGCUUCUAUACGAGUCGAAGCUGUACAAGCUGCUAGCAGGUGGCGUAGGAAUCCCAACCAUCCACUGGUACGGCAUAGAGGGGGAGUACAACAUCCUUAUCAUGGACCUCCUGGGCCCUUCACUCGAGGAUUUAUUUACAAUAUGUAACAGGAAACUGAGUCUAAAAACAGUGCUCAUGUUAGCAGACCAAAUGUUAAACCGUAUAGAGUACUGCCACUCGAAAAACUUUAUUCACAGAGACAUUAAACCUGACAACUUUUUGAUAGGCCGUGGCAAAAAGAUGUCAAUUGUUUACAUCAUCGACUUCGGGCUAGCCAAGAAAUACCGUGACUCUAAAACUGCUCAGCACAUAUGUUACAGGGAGGGCAAGAACCUGACUGGCACUGCUCGUUACGCCAGCAUAAACACUCACCUGGGCAUAGAGCAGAGUCGUCGUGACGACAUGGAGGCUCUCGGUUACGUGCUGCUCUACUUCAUGCGCGGCAGUCUCCCCUGGCAGGGUCUCAAGGCCACGAGCAAGAAGGACAAGUAUGAUAAAAUCAGCGAGAAAAAAAUCGCAAUUCCUGUCGACUUACUUUGCAAACAGCUCCCCUUCGAGUUUGUCACCUUCAUCAACUACGCCAGAUCUCUCAGGUUCGAGGACAGGCCUGAUUAUUCGUAUUUGAGGAGAAUUCUCAAGGAUUUGUUUUUUAGACAGGGUUAUCAGUACGACUUUAUCUUUGACUGGACUUUCUUGCACACUGCUCAGCUCAUGCACACCAUGAUGACUGAGGACAUUGAGCGUUUCGAGAGGAUCACCAAGGACCGUGAGCGUGACCAGGAGGAGACAAACCCUAGACUAACACUAAAGAACAAAUAA